Anopheles maculipalpis is the source of this 1715-nucleotide messenger RNA. Its product is annotated as CLIP domain-containing serine protease B15-like. The record is from RefSeq and is a predicted model, not a curated record. Bases 18 to 1715 code for a protein of 565 amino acids. NCBI's taxonomy places the organism in Eukaryota, Metazoa, Arthropoda, Insecta, Diptera, Culicidae. Gene Ontology annotation, molecular function: serine-type endopeptidase activity. The transcript has 5 exons. Gene Ontology annotation, biological process: proteolysis.
AGCGAUCGGCGCUUUCGAUGGGUAAGUUGUGGAGUGUUGUUUUCGGUGUAGCACUGUUGACAGUGCAAGGUCAAGGGUGCGGCGAGCGUAAGGUGGACUAUGCGAAGCUGAUACUGGGCGGGGAGGAUGCCAUCUCGGGUCAGUGGCCAUGGCAUGCGGCUAUUUUUCAUCGGAUCGAGCGUACGUUCCUGUAUCAGUGUGGCGGUGCCAUCAUCAACCAGAACACGAUACUGACGGCUGCUCAUUGCGUGCAGCUAAAUAAUGGUGUCAUCACGGUUGAUCGGCUGUCGGUACAGGUAGGCCGCACCUAUCUGUACGCCGCCGAAAGUCACACCCAGGAACAUCAGGCCGAUCGGAUCAUCGUGCACGAGGAGUACAGUGCGGCCCUGGUACGGCACGAUAUUGCACUGAUCAAGCUCGCAACGGACAUCAAGUUUACGGACUACGUGCAGCCGGUAUGUUUGUGGGAACGUUCCAAGGUGGAUAUUGGUGCGCUGAUAGGUCGCGUCGGCACUGUGGUUGGGUUCGGAAUUACGGAAGUCGGUGAGGUUGCCGAUCGGUUGCGUGUAGCGUACAUGCCCAUCGUAGACUUUCAAACGUGCCUGGAAAGCAAUCGGAAUCUGUUUGGCCGUGUCCUGACGCGGAAUGUCUAUUGUGCUGGGUUCCGGAAUGGAACAACGGUUUGUGGUGGCGAUAGUGGUGGUGGGAUGUACUUCGAGAUCGAAAACCGGUGGUACCUUCGGGGCAUUGUUUCGUUUAGUGGACAAAACUGUCAAUCGGCCGACUUUGCCGGGUUUAGUGAUGUGGCAACGUAUCUCGACUGGAUCAACCGGUACACGAGCGGCAGCCCGAACAGCCCGUAUUCGACGACCGUCAUCGACAAACAACAGCUUCUGGCGUUGGACAUCUGCGGUGUGAAUAAUUACCCAGCGACGGCCGAAGAUGCGAAACCAGUUUUUCAAGGUUAUCCGUGGUUGGGUGUGAUUGAGUAUCAGCAGAUUAGCACCGGACAGCGGCGCGUGCUGUGUCAAGGAACUUUAAUUACGCGACGGUAUGUUUUGACGGCGGCACAGUGUGUUUCCCUGCCUGCGAAUACCUACCGGCUCGCUGGCGUACGUUUGGGUGAAUAUGAUACAGCUUCCGAUCCUGAUUGUGGCAUCGUCGAGGGCCGCAGACAGUGUCAACCGCCGGCACAAACAGUUCCAGUCGAACAGAUAGUAGUUCACAGUGGCUUCAACAAUCCAGCCUUUGCUAACGAUCUUGCAUUGUUACGCCUCCGACAACAGGUCAAUGUUGACCAAGACAACAUUAAACCCAUCUGUCUGCCCUUCUCGACCGCACUCAAAUCGCACAAGCCUUCGUACUUCAUCCGCACUGGAUGGCUAACAAGAAGCACCAGCACCGUCCUGUACCGUAGUUUUCCCAGCUCGAUCGAAUCGGUCGGUUGUCAGGAUGCGUACAACGAUCAGGAUGUGCCGCUGGAGAAAACAUACGGCCAAAUAUGCAUCCGACGGGACAAUCCGUCCACCGGUGUCUGCACGUUCAAUAUGGCUGCCACGCCACUACAGUCGGUACAGGUGGUUGGUCCUAGCGAGCGGUACGUCCUGUACGGAUUGCUCUCGUUCGGUCCAAAGCAAUGUCUUGAAACGUACCCGGACGUGUACACGGCUAUUGCACCGUACGUUGAUUGGAUUGUCUCAAAUCUAAGGCCCUAA